GCUAUAGCCUCGGUCUGCUUUGCUGAGCCCUGGCUGACUGGCUCAGAGGCGGGUGUGAACGAUCAGGUGUUUGGAGGCAUCACGCUGGGAAACGGAAACUACUCCAUGGGGGGAUGUAGAAGUUAACGGCUAAAACUCCCCGCUGGAUUAUCAGCCCGUGUGCCUAACGACUACACUUAAGACUUUUUCUCAUGGAAGCAGAUGGAUUCGUGAGGAGGCGUCGGAUGACAGCGGAGGGUGCAGGCAGUGAUGCCGGGGUUGCUGGUGCCUCUGCGGGCACAGAAGUUCGAUGGCUGGGGGGCAGGUUCUGGGGAGUUUCCGAAAGUAUCGUGGGGAGCCUGACGCCGCGGAUCGCGAGCGAGACAGAGGUGCAGACUGUUGAUUUUAUCCGCAGUGGACAAUGUGCAGAGACGGAGGACUGUGAACCAGACUAUGAGGGUCUGCCACAGGGAGCUUCCACUAGCACCCACAUGCUGGCUGGAGCCGUGGCUGGAAUCAUGGAGCACUGCCUCAUGUUCCCCAUCGACUGUGUCAAGACACGAAUGCAGAGCCUUCAGCCCGACCCAGCAGCACGCUACAGGAAUGUUAUGGAUGCCCUUCGCCGAAUUAUAGCCACAGAGGGAGCGUGGCGGCCAAUGAGAGGGCUCAGUGUGACAGCAGUUGGGGCGGGGCCUGCCCAUGCCCUCUAUUUCGCCAGCUAUGAGAAACUCAAAAAGACUCUAAGUGAUGUCAUUCACCCAGGGGCUAACAGUCAUUUGGCUAACGGAGCAGCUGGGUGUGUGGCAACACUGCUUCACGACGCGGCCAUGAACCCUGCUGAAGUUGUGAAGCAGCGCAUGCAGAUGUAUAACUCGCCAUACCGUGGCGUCUUGGACUGUAUACGGGCCAUAUGGCAUAAAGAAGGCGCCGCUGCAUUCUACCGCAGCUACACCACCCAGCUCACCAUGAACGUGCCCUUCCAGGCGCUCCACUUCAUGACUUACGAGUACCUGCAGGAGCUGCUCAACCCCCACAGACAGUACAAUCCCUCGUCCCACAUGUUGUCAGGAGCUCUGGCGGGCGCCAUCGCAGCUGCAGCGACAACACCUCUAGACGUUUGCAAGACCCUGCUCAACACCCAGGAGUCUCUAGCCCUCAGCUCCCUGUCUUCAAGCCAAGGCCAAGGAGCCCACAGACGUAUCUCAGGCCUUGCCCACGCCUUCCGGACAGUGUACAGGUUGGGCGGUCUGAGGGGCUUCUUCAAAGGAGUGCAAGCGAGGGUCAUUUACCAAAUGCCGUCCACUGCCAUCAGCUGGUCGGUGUACGAGUUCUUCAAGUAUGGACUCACCAAGCACCAGCAUGACAAGAGGAGAGCACAGCACAUGGAGGCUGAGAUUUAGAUAUCUACAUUUAAUCUCUACUAAUACCCCCCCCCCGCCCUUUCUUUGAGGAAAAACAAGACAUCAAUAUGCACAUGAAAUCUGACUGAAGUUCACCUCGGUUGACCCAUCCCUUUCAGACACGGCAGAUGAAGAAAGAAACCUCUUCUGACAGCUUCAGUAGUCUUAAUUCUGCUACACCUCAAGACUAGAUAUGAUUUAAGUUGUGCUGUUUGUCUCCUAAGUAAAAGCAUUUACACGGCUCUA
Molecule: messenger RNA, 1625 nt
Organism: Solea senegalensis (Senegalese sole)
Lineage: Eukaryota; Metazoa; Chordata; Actinopteri; Pleuronectiformes; Soleidae
Product: mitoferrin-2-like
Exons: 4
Coding region: 192-1379 (395 amino acids)
Biological process (GO): iron import into the mitochondrion
Cellular component (GO): mitochondrial membrane
Molecular function (GO): ferrous iron transmembrane transporter activity
Source: RefSeq, a predicted model, not a curated record